AAAAAGCUAAAAAAGAGACCUUUGAAGACGAAGACGAAGACGACGAUCUUCGACUGCUUCUCACGCGUUGUCUCCGCUGACUCUCCCUCUCGAAUUCCCUCUAAUCCCUUCGAUCUCUGCCAUUAUCGAAGCUUGAGAAGGAGAAGAGAUCGAAAGAGAAGGUUUUCCAUAGUUUUCAUGGCUUUGAGGGCAUGCUUGAGACCUCUGGAGAGGUGUUUUAUGGGGCGGCGUGGUGGUGGAGGUGGAGGAGGAGAUGGGCUUCUUUGGCACACUGAUCUUAAGCCUCACGCCUGUGGGGACUUCUCCAUCGCCGUCGUGCAGGCCAAUCAUGCGCUUGAAGACCAGGGCCAGGUCGUGGCCUCGCCUUCGGCUACCUAUGUUGGCGUUUAUGAUGGUCAUGGUGGCCCUGACGCCUCUCGCUUUGUUAGAUCUCGGCUUUUCCCUCAUCUCCACCAGUUUGCAUCAGAGCAAGGAGGCUUGUCGGCUGAUGUUAUAAAGAAGGCAUUCCAUGCAACAGAGGAGGAGUUCCUGCACUUGGUGAAACGGUCAUGGCUGUCUCGACCUCAAAUUGCAUCAGCGGGUUCAUGCUGUCUUGUGGGGGCAAUUGCGGAUGGUGUACUCUAUGUAGCAAACCUUGGUGACUCCCGGGCAGUUCUUGGCAGCCGGGGACCAGACGGUAGGUCAGUUGUUGCAGAGCGGUUGUCCAAUGACCACAAUGUUGCAUUAGAGGAGGUUCGGCGAGAGCUUAAACAACUUCAUCCGGAUGAUUCUCAUAUUGUUGUGCAUAACAGGGGGGUCUGGAGAAUUAAAGGGAUCAUCCAGGUAUCAAGAUCUAUUGGAGAUAUCUACUUGAAGAAGCCGGAAUUGAGUAGGGAUCCAUUAUUCCAACAAUUCGUCUCUCCGGUUCCACUAAAAAGGCCCGUCAUGACGUCCGAGCCAUCGAUCCGGGUUCGCAACCUCAGACCACAAGACUUGUUUCUCAUUUUUGCAUCUGAUGGACUGUGGGAACAACUAAGCGACGAAGCUGUUGUUGAUAUAGUCUUUAAAAAUCCAAGAGCAGGAAUUGCAAAGAGAUUGGUACGCGCCGCAUUGGAUGAAGCUGCGAAGAAGAGAGAAAUGAGGUACAAUGAUUUAAAAAGGAUUGAAAAGGGAAUACGGCGGCAUUUCCACGAUGAUAUCACUGUCAUUGUUAUCUACCUUGAUCAUCACCGCCAAGGAUUGAGCACGAAACUAAAACGUGAUGCCAUUGAUUACACCAAUGCGCCGAUUGAUAUUUUCACUCAUAAUUCCGACCGGACCGAGCAACCUCUCUGGCCCAGUAUCUGAUUCGAAACCGCAAUGGAGGUAGUUCAAUGAAGAGUAUUAUUCACUGACUCCUGCUUUUGUUGAUAGAUUUUACUGCAUAUGAUGAUUUAUAGAUUAAGAGGAAGACAAAAGAGAAAUCAAAUUGAUUGUUAUUUUGUAUGAUUGAGCUUUUAACUCAUUGUCUAACAAAAAGAUGGAGGUGUGGUGA
Messenger RNA from Dioscorea cayenensis subsp. rotundata (Guinea yam), 1513 nucleotides. Its product is annotated as probable protein phosphatase 2C 78. The transcript is spliced from 4 exons. The coding region runs from base 178 to 1326 and encodes 382 amino acids. Lineage: Eukaryota; Viridiplantae; Streptophyta; Magnoliopsida; Dioscoreales; Dioscoreaceae. The record is from RefSeq and is a predicted model, not a curated record. Gene Ontology annotation, biological process: protein dephosphorylation. Gene Ontology annotation, molecular function: protein serine/threonine phosphatase activity; cation binding.